CCUGAGGUACCUGGCCCGGUGGCCCCAGGACGUUCCCGUCGCAUGGCGGAGUGCUGCGGACGAUGCCCAUGAAGUCCUUAGUCCUUCUAGUUGCGCUGUUGCUAUGGCCUUCGUCCGUGCCGGCGUAUCCGAGCAUGACUGUGACGCCUGACGAAGAACAAAACUUGAAUCAUUAUGUACAAGUUUUACAGAAUCUAAUGCUCAGUGUUCCCACUAGGGAGCCAGUUCGUGGGAGAAAAUCGAAGUCUCCAAAUGAUAAUUAUUCUAGAGGAUCGAAGGUAUCACAAUUUAAGGAGAUAAUUACACCUGGAGAAGCUUCAACUGAGAAGGAUGUUUUAAUCAAUCCUGUCAGUGAAGAAACUACAACUUUCCCUACUAGAGGCUUCACAAUGGAAAUAGGGAGGAAAAAACAUAGUAAAAGUACAGCAUUCUGGUCGAUUAAACCAAACAACGUUUCUAUUGUUUUACAUGCAAAAGAACCUUAUAUUGAAAAAGAAGAGCCAGAGCCAGAGCCAGAGCCAGUUUUAAAAGAAAACGAGGCGUCAAAGCCAUUGCCAGAUGUUACUGAAUUUUCUACAAGUCGAGAUGUCGCCUCAGGCAGACCGUUUGUCACCCCUUCAAGUAGGAGCACUGACUGGGAUACCGCCACAGAAACAGAAGAUGUUCCUCAGCUCUUGGGCGAAUAUGAAAUGGAAAAACCUGAAGCACUAACAUUUGGAAAACAUUUGAAUAAUGAUGACAUUUUGAAAAAAAUUUCGGAUAUUAACUCAGAGGUGCAACGGGUACCUCUUGCUGAGAGCCUCAAGCCAGAAUAUAGAGAGGACAUUCAAGCCUCUAGAGAUCACCUAAAACGAAGCCUCGCUCUAGCAGCAGCAGCAGAACAUAGAUUAAAAAAAAUGUAUAAAUCCCAGCUAUCACCACUAGGACGAAGCAGUAGUGAAAUUGAUGACAUUGAAACUGUUAUUAACAUGCUGUAUAAUUCUAGAUCUAAAUUAUAUGAAUAUUUAGAUAUUAGAUAUGUUCCACCAGAGAUGAAAGAAAAAGCUACUACAGUAUUCAAUACAUUGAAAAAAAUAUUAUGUGUAAGUCGAGUGGAAACUCAACAGCUUAUUAAGAAGUUAUUAAACAAUAACAUAAAAAUUUUAAACCUGCUUGAUAUUCCAUGACAAAGUUAAUUUAAGCAAAAUGUGCUUUC
Diceros bicornis minor is the source of this 1195-nucleotide messenger RNA. It is a transcript of the gene SPESP1, whose product is annotated as sperm equatorial segment protein 1. Gene Ontology annotation, cellular component: acrosomal vesicle. NCBI's taxonomy places the organism in Eukaryota, Metazoa, Chordata, Mammalia, Perissodactyla, Rhinocerotidae. The transcript is spliced from 2 exons. Gene Ontology annotation, biological process: fusion of sperm to egg plasma membrane involved in single fertilization; acrosome reaction. The record is from RefSeq and is a predicted model, not a curated record. The coding region runs from base 63 to 1166 and encodes 367 amino acids.